Notothenia coriiceps (black rockcod) is the source of this 1918-nucleotide messenger RNA. Its product is annotated as UPF0606 protein KIAA1549-like. The transcript is spliced from 5 exons. The coding region runs from base 30 to 710 and encodes 226 amino acids. NCBI's taxonomy places the organism in Eukaryota, Metazoa, Chordata, Actinopteri, Perciformes, Nototheniidae. The record is from RefSeq and is a predicted model, not a curated record.
AGCCCUCCAUCGAGGAGGCCCGGCAGCAGAUGCUCUGCCUGCUGGACGACGCCUUCGCUCUGGUGUCUCCGUCCUCGGGGGGCAGCGGGGGGGUGAGCGGACCCUCCCCCCGACCCCCUUACUCCGCUGCCUCCCCACACAGCCCCUUCUCCGCGAGGUACGCUGAGCUCGGCAUGUCUCCCACGUCGAUGCAGAACCUGCUGCAGAGGCAGGGCCUCAGCUCCGGAGGGUUUGUUUCCACCGGAGAGCAGGACUCUGUUUACUCCAGCAGGCGGCAGUACGAGGACCCCCCCUCCUCGUCCAGACCGCGACCUGUAGGGGGAAGCACAGGUGCGCAGCUGCACCACCUGACCCAGGUGGGUUUGUCCAGUCAGAUCGGAGUGUACCCCGGGGUCGGUCGCAGCAUGUCCGGACCCACCGGGUCCAGCUGGAACCAGCAGCACUCGGACCAGGACCUGAGCCGGUCCGGAGCCAGCAGAGAGAGCGUUUUGUCGUUUCCUGAGUUUUCCUCCUCCUCAGUUUUCCAUAUGCCCAGCUCCUCGUUGCGGGACCCGUCGGCGCCGCCUCUCCUCCUGACAUCCCCGACCCCGGAGUACCCGCCGGAGGACGCCUCGCCCUCCGCCCACACCUCCGCCUCCCUCAUUAAGGCCAUCAGGGAGGAGCUGCGCCGCCUGGCCCAGAAACAGGUGGCCGUCACCAGCUACCCUUAGACUGGUGGAUCAGGACUCAACUGGUUUCAUCCAUUAUAGUUUUUCACAGCCUAACUUUGGAUUACAACCAUGAACCAUGAACUGAUCCGCCUUGUCUAGAACUAACUAACUAACUACGUAUGUGCUGCUAAGCCCCAAAUGACUCUGGAUCUCGAUCCAGGACAGUAUCUGAAAGACCUCCGGUGUUGAACAGGGUCCCGUCUGUCGGUCCGUCAUCCGUCAGCUCAGUGUUUCAUCAGAGUUCACGUUUCCAUUGAAGUGCUUCCUGGAGUGGAUUCACAGAUCAUCCUCGCUGGUUUUCAGGAGCAGAUCAUUGAACACCUGAAGCUGCAGUUCAUUCCCAAAGGUCUGGAGCUCUGAACCUCUGGAACCUCUGGAACCUCUCCUGGAAGUUCUUCCGGACCUUAUGGAGUGGAUUGUCCCCUGAACUGUUCCUGAGGCAACCCAUUCCUUAACAUCCGGAGUGGAUCUGACCUCAUGAUGAUCUGGAGUGCACAGUCCUUACAGAGUCCACCAAAUUUCUACUUGCCCCUCCUGAAGUUCCUCAUUCGGAUGGUUCCACCUCAGGUUCUUCAUCAGACGACCCCCCCUAAAGUUCUUAAUCGGAUAGUCCCUCCUGAAGUUCUUCAUUGGACGAUCCUUCCUGAAAUUCUGGCGUGAAUCGACCUACCUGAGGUUCUGCAGUAGACGUUCCCUCCUGAGGUUCUGCAGUAGAUGUUCCCCCUGAGGUUCUGCAGUAGAUCUUCCCUCCUGAGGUUCUGCAGUAGAUCUUCCCUCCUGAGGUUCUGCAGUAGACGUUCCUUCCUGAGGUUCUGCAGUAGACGUUCCUUCCUGAGGUUCUGCAGUAGAUCUUCCCUCCUGAGGUUCUGCAGUAGACGUUCCCUCCUGAGGUUCUGCAGUAGAUCUUCCCUCCUGAGGUUCUGCAGUAGAUGUUCCCUCCUGAGGUUCUGCAGUAGACGUUCCCUCCUGAGGUUCUGCAGUAGAUCUUCCCUCCUGAGGUUCUGCAGUAGAUCUUCCCCCCUGAGGUUCUGCAGUAGAUCUUCCCCCCUGAGGUUCUGCAGUAGAUCUUCCCCCCUGAGGUUCUGCAGUAGAUCUUCCCCCCUGAGGUUCUGCAGUAGAUCUUCCCCCCUGAGGUUCUGCAGUAGACGUUCCUUCCUGAGGUUCUGCAGUAGAUCUUCCCCCCUGAGGUUCUGCAGUAGAUGUUCCCC